GUCGAAUACAUGUGGAAUUGGACAUUUACGGGUGUCACGGUCUUGUUCCUCGUGCACCGAUACGUCCUCCUCCUGUCUGCCGUAUCAGGCAUAAUGUCUGUCCUUGACUGGAGAGAUGCCACGCUAUGAAUGGUUAUACGACUUGCAAUACGCACUAACCAUCAUCCUCAUAUUUGUCAUUGCAUGGUUCUCGGCUCUUCGUGUCUAUGUUGUUAGCCAUCUAAACCGGUGGCCAGCGGUUAUAACCCUGGCCGCAGCGGUUGUCGCUAUUCCUGUUUCAUUAUUUGCUGACAUACGAUCGUCGCGAGCCUAUGUCAUCUUUGUCGGCUCUGUUCCGAUAUGUACGAAAGCGCCGACUUUCUCGGGCGCCUUGAAUACUCGAUGUAACCCAUUAAUUAGUGUUGCCCUCGCUCGUGUCUGAUGCUAAUGACUCGUGUCUUGCAGUGAUGUAUGCGGUUCGGCUCAGCGCCAUCUUCUCGGAUCUGGUCGUGCUCUGCUGCACUUGGUCGUUUUCCGGCAUCGUGCUUGACCCAAGAGAACUCAGAGGAGAAUUUGUCAAGUUGAUCCUACAACAAGGGACAACGUAUUUCAUGGCCGGCGUC
Messenger RNA from Fomitopsis serialis, 602 nucleotides. RefSeq lists its product as uncharacterized. The transcript has 6 exons. The record is from RefSeq and is a predicted model, not a curated record. Lineage: Eukaryota; Fungi; Basidiomycota; Agaricomycetes; Polyporales; Fomitopsidaceae. Bases 116 to 421 code for a protein of 101 amino acids.